Gavialis gangeticus (Gharial) is the source of this 1128-nucleotide messenger RNA. It is a transcript of the gene SERPINI2, whose product is annotated as serpin family I member 2. NCBI's taxonomy places the organism in Eukaryota, Metazoa, Chordata, Crocodylia, Gavialidae. The record is from RefSeq and is a predicted model, not a curated record. Gene Ontology annotation, biological process: negative regulation of endopeptidase activity. Gene Ontology annotation, molecular function: serine-type endopeptidase inhibitor activity.
AUGGAGUGGUAUGACACUAGUACUUCACUUUUCUCCUAAGACAACAUCCUGUACUCGGCACUCGGUACUGCUCCGGUUCUUGGAAUGGUACAGUUAGGGGCAAAGGGAAAAGCACUUUUUGAGAUAAACACAGUUCUGAAACUUCAAGGAAAUGAAGAUGGUGAAGAAUUCUCUGUGCUCCAGACACUAGUCUCUGUCACGUGGGAAAAAAAAAAAAAAAAAAAAAAAAAAAAAUUUACAUUUAAUCUUGCCAAUGCCCUCUACCUUCAAGAAGGAUUCAUUGUGAAAGAACAGGAUCUCCAUAGCAACAAGGAAUUUUUUCAGACUGCUAUAAAACUGGUGAAUUUCCAAGACACAAAAGCUUCCACAGAAGCCAUAAGUACCUGGGUGGAAAACAAAACAGAUGGUAAACUCUAUAGCUUUUUUUCAAGUGAAUAAUUUGAUCCUCUCAGUAGGCUUGUUCUGGUGAAAGCUAUUUACUUCAAAGGACACUGGAAACAGAAAUUCAGACCAGAAGCAAUGCUGGAGAUGGUUUUAACUAAAAGGGGUGGUUCUGUAACAAAGAUGCCAAUGAUGUAUUUUCAGCUGAGAACAAAGAUUGAUAGUUUAACCUAUACUUGUCCAUCUGUGAGCUGCCAGGUUUUGGAAUUGUCUAAAAAGGAUUAGUUCAGUUUAGCUUUAACACUUUCUUCAGAAGAUGUGACUACUAGAAGUAGAAAAACUAAUGACAGCUCAUCUGAUAAAAGACUAGUUACUGAAAUGCAGGAGGUGGAUGUAGAAAUAAGCCUCCUUAGGUUUAAAAUAGAACAGAAAAUGGACUUCAAAGAAAGUCUGCGUUCUCUCAAUGAGGAGAUAUUUAGUGGUGGUUGCAACCUUUCUGGAAUAACAGGCAUGCAUGUCACGAAGCCAGACAUGAACAUGUCACAAAACCAGUUUGUGGUUCACUAUCCUUUCCUAUUUGUUCUGAAACAUAAUCUAAGAGGUCAGGUUAUUAAAUUUAGGUUCAAUUGUUUCCAUGGGAAGGCUGACAAAUCCUACAUUCAGAACAAGAUGAAAGAGAUAUGGAGUUGUUAUAAUGAUGAUGGUAGAAAACUGUUAACUUUCCUGAAAUUAAAGUCUGAUCAUUGA